Messenger RNA from Diospyros lotus (date-plum), 5490 nucleotides. RefSeq lists its product as uncharacterized. The coding region runs from base 170 to 2245 and encodes 691 amino acids. The record is from RefSeq and is a predicted model, not a curated record. NCBI's taxonomy places the organism in Eukaryota, Viridiplantae, Streptophyta, Magnoliopsida, Ericales, Ebenaceae. The transcript is spliced from 9 exons. Gene Ontology annotation, molecular function: zinc ion binding.
UCCAAUCCGGACCGCGAACUUCGAAUUGGCACGUCGAGUCCCUUGGCAAAGGGCAAGCGGCGGAGAAAACUGGGAUUGAUGUCUUUCACGGCUCUUCAAUAAAAGUUAAAACCCACAACUUCAAAGGGGUUGAGAGUGUAUUCUCUUUUGGAGAAAGUUUAGAGGAAGCAUGAAGGGUCAUGAAGCAAAGAUGCCUAGAAUGGAGGAUAUUUUAAACCUCCCUGUCCAAAAUCCACCUUUUCCAGAGUUUUCUGCAGCUCAUCUAGCUUGGGUGAAAGUAGAAGGUGGUCGACAAGGUGGUGAUGAUAUUGCUCUAAUUCCAUAUGCUAGAGUGGAUGACUUUGUAAAAGGAGAAUCUGCCAAUGCAGAAUGCCCAGCUAGCUUCCGGGUUGAGUCAAGAAGGAAAAGACCUGAAGGGAGUGUCAGAAAACCAAGGGUUGAUGGCUACCUGGAAUAUACGCUAUACUGGUGUUCUUAUGGUCCAGAAGACUACCGGGAGAGUGAGUCUGGUAUUGCGGAUGGUGCAAACAUUAAGCCUGCAUCAGGCAAGGGCAGCAGGCCUGGGAGACGUCACAUGAUGAGAGGAUGCCUUUGCCAUUUUACUGUUAAACGUUUGUACACCCGCCCCCUUCUUGCCCUGAUAAUCUACAACCAGCGAAACCAUGUAGAUAAAACAGGGGCACCUUGCCAUGGGAUACUAGACCGUGAUGCUGUGGGAACAAGAGCUAUGUAUGCUCCUCGUAUUUCAGAGGAACUACGUCAAAAAGUCUUAUCUAUGCUCUAUGUUGGAAUAUCGUUGGAUAAUAUAAUGCAGCAUCACAUGGAGGAGGUGCAAAGGCAUGGAGGGCCUCACAACCGUGAUGAUUUUCUCACUCGCAGUGAUGUCCGUAACAUGGAAAGGCUUGUUCACAACUCUUCUCAUGAGUUGCAUCAAAAUGAUGAUUGUAGUGUAAAGAUGUGGGUGCAACGCCACCAGAAACAUGUGUUCUACUUUCAAGAUAAAUUUGGUUCACAACCAUUUAUUUUAGGAAUACAGACAGAUUGGCAAUUGCAGCAGAUGCUCCGUUACGGACAUAAUGGUUCGGUAGCUUCACAUUCAUCUUUUGGCUUGAAAAAGCUAAAGUAUCCUCUGUGUUCAUUACUCGUAUUUGACUCAUCAAGGAAUGCAAUUCCAGUUGUCUGGGUCAUUGGUUCUCUCUUUUUUGUUCAAGAUAUCCAUAAAUGGAUGAUGCCACUUGUUCAGAGGAUCCGAGACAAGGACAACCGGUGGAGACCAAAUGCCUUCUUAGUGGAUGAUCCUUCUUUUGACACAUCUAUUAUCAGGGAGACUUUUCAAUGUCGGGUCCUAAUAUGCAUUUGGCAUAUCCGCCGUGCCUGGGUAAAGAACCUCUUAAAGAAAUGCUGCAACUUUGACGUGCAGCGAGAGAUGCUGAAGCACUUAGGGCGGAUCUUAUACUGCACAAGAAGUCCUGCAAACACUUCAGAUGCAGUUGAAGAGUUUAUGCAAAUAUUCGUCGAUCAAUGCACCUUUAUGGACUACUUUAGAAAUAAGUGGCUACCAAAGAUAGAACUGUGGGUGGCCAGCAUAAGGACACUCCCUGCAACAAGCCAGGAACUUUAUUCUGCAAUUGAGGCAUAUCAUCUUAGAUUGAAAUCUAAAGUUUUCAGUGAGCUACAUGCUAGUUCCUGGCAGAGACUUGACUGGUUGAUCCACACAUUGACAACUGAAUUUCACUCCAUAUACUGGCUUGAUCAGUACAUAAUAGAGACAGGGUACUUUGAAAGUCUAAGGACUGGGUCCCUCUCAACCAACUCUUGGUAUCAGGCUAUGCACAUCCCAGAUGUUGAUGUGUUGUUGGAUGAAACAAAUCUCCAGCUUGCAAAAGUCAUUUCUCAAACAGAUCAGACUGUUGUAUACACAAUUUGGAAUCCCGGUUCAGAUUUCUCACUUUGUGAUUGCCCCUGGUCAAAGCUGGGGAACCUCUGUAAGCACAAUGUUAAGGUAGCAAUCUUAUGUAAAAAUCGGCAAGUUGCUAGGCCAUUAUUGGUGGCUCAAGUUUAUCGGCAGGCUCUGCUUAACCUUCUGCAGAACCCUCCAGAUGAUCCUCUAGUUCUUGAUCAUGCAGUUUUACAUGCAACAAGAUUGCAACAAAAUAUCAAAGAUCUGGAAGAUUUAUCUAAUAGUGGGAUGCUUCAGCCUUUACCCCCUGAAACGAAUUCUCAAAUGGUGGAUCCUCCUUUUUAGUCGACUUCCUUGAUGGGUGAUUUAGGAGGAGGCUCGUGCUUGGGAUAAGCAUUCCGUGCUUUUGGUUCAAGAAGUCCUUGUGCUUAUGAAGUUAUACUGCACAUAUUCUUUGAUCAGCAAUGAGCUGGCACUCAGACUUGUGGAAAGAAUCAAAUAUGAUGUGCAUGGUUCCAAUUCCCAAAUGUUCAGUAUUUGUCUUGGGCAAAACUCCUUUGGAUCGACGUUCUGCAUUCUGUUCAUUCCAAUGGAUGCUUUCAACAAUCUCCUUCGUUCAUUUCUUUUCCAAGAUAAAAUGCAGAUCUUUUCUUGGGUGAAAUUGCAUCCAGAUUUCUUUGUCUUCCUUAAGUUUGAAUGCCCAAGGAUGACUUUGGAUAACUUAAUCUGGUCUUUAUGGCAAUUUCAAGUAAGACCUCUCGUUACAGAUGGCUUUUUGCUAGGGGCUCUUUAGUUUAUAGCUUGUGGAUUUGGCAAUUCUUCCAAAUGUAAGUAAUCUUGCCUUGAGUACAGAGAGAUACCUGCUUUGAAAUGGUCCUGUAUUGUUUUCUUUUAUGUUCCAAGUGUUCUGCAUUGUAAUUCAGGGAUGAAAUGAAGUGCUAAAAGUCUGGAGAAUAAGAAUAUUGUUUUAUAUGGUACAGUAUCAAUCUCCAGUUGAGCAUGUAAAACCAACUUUUUAUUGUGCUGAAGUUGAUGAAUCUGAUUAUCAUUUAUGUAAACCAAACCUGUAUGAUAUCUUUCUUUUAAUCUUUCUUCCAUUUUUUUACAGCUAUCUUCUCUUUCAGUUUUCAUGUAAAACAUGUUAAAGUAUUGAUAAUUCAAGUUUUUUUUUUGGGCUGCAAAGACAAUUCAAGUUCUAAUAUAGCUAUUGAUUCCAUUUUGUACCGGCCUGGACAUGCUGUUCCAAAAGAAUUCUGGUACAAAAUCCUCCCCAUUCUGUUCUGGUCAAGAUAUUGGUCAGUAUCAACAGUAAUGGAUGGUACUGACUGGUAUUGAAAUGGUAUUGGCGUGCCAGCUGGCACGAUUUCUGCAUUCAAAGUAUUUUGAAGUUCUUGACUUAGAGGAUAUCUAGCCUACAUCCCAAUAGAGGCUGUGUCCCUAUUUGGAUGCAAUUCCCAUAUUAGAACAUAUCGUAUAUUAGAAUAUAUCGUAUAUAUAUAUAUAUUACAAUAUAUACAUACCUACCUUCACAAUGCUUGUAGAAACAGCAUUCUUAAGACUAGUUUCUCUGGUUUUAGAGAGAGAAUGUGGAGGGUGAAAUUGUCCAUAGCGGGAAAGAGUGAUGCAUGCCAUUUGAUGCAAUAAGCUUAUGUGACAUAUGGUGAUUAUUACUUUCUCUAAAGAUUUUAUGCAAUUUAUUCUUCCAAAAUUGGCAAAAGAAAAAAGUGACUUAAGUGAGUGAGAUUAUAUUUUUAAUUAAUGUCGUAACUUAUUUAAUGCUAAUUUUUUUCUAUAAUUAAAAUUCUUAAUCUUUUUUGUUUUUUAAAAAAUUCUUAAUCUUUUAAGUGAUAUUUAUUUCUUAUGCACGGAAUCAUUGUAUCAUAUAAAUUACAAAUUGCUCAUAAAAAAAAGAUGCAAAUUCAAUAUCUUAUUUGAUAUACAAUAACUAUAUAUAUUAUUAUUUAUUUAGUAUUACAUCUUAAACUGUGCCCAAUAUUGUCUGUUACCGGUACUGUACCAUAUGAAUAAGAAAUCCAGUACCUUGUCCACUAUGGUGUUGAGAACUAUGGUUUUAAUGCCCCAAAAAUUAUUUUUUAAUUCUUUCUUCCAUUUUUAAAGCUAACUUAAGUUCUUCUCUUUCAGUUUUAUAAUGGUCCAAAAUUUGAUUAAUCUGUUCUACUUUUACUGUUGCCAAUGUUUUCUUACAUUGUUCAUGAGUAGUGAUCACUGUUGUUUAUCUGAUGAUCCCUUUCUUCUGCACAUCUAGUGCAAUAGAAGUAAAAUCUUCUUCCACAAAUCUGUCAAAGAAAUGUUCUUUCUUUCUGUUUCUUGGAAAACAUGUUCCUGAUUUGCAUGAAUAAUAGAUUAAAUCUUACUUUUAACUUUCAUUUUAUGCACCAGUCUUGCCCUAUCAUUUUUCUCGAUAGAUGCUCUCAUGCUUGCUUCCUAGCUAUAGCAGCAAGAAACUGUCUGUUUCUGCAGUGACAGUAGAAUACAAAUACCAUUGCUCUCCUACAAAUGGUGGCUAUCAUUUUAUGAUCAUUAACGAAAGAAGUUGAAAAGGAAUCACUUAGUGAAAUGCUAGAGCUGAUGGGAUGUCAUAAGUUUUAAGAGGGCCUACUGGUUUCUCAAUUUUAUUCCAUUUUCUUGCACUUAUUGACAAAAUAGUGAAGAAAAUUGUGUCAGUUUUCUUGCGUGGUACUUUUACUUAAGCAAUUAAGGUCUGAGUUUCAGUUGAACUGAUCUUGUUGACAUAAAAGUGACUACAGCCAGUACACGGCCAGGCAUGUUCUACCCCUCAUCAAUCCUGUUAUCUUACUGUUCUUUUCCCAUUGCCUAGGCCAUAACUGCUGCAGGCUCGCCUUUUGGUAAAUGAGAUGUGUGUGUGUGUGUGUGUGUGUGAGAGAGAGAGAGAGAGAGAGAGUUAUUGUUUGUUUGAUAAUGCUGAUUGCCAGAAAGAUGCAAGGAAUAUCAGGAAGAAACAAAACGAAAAAUGCUAUAAUGCAAUGGGGGCAGAAAAAGCGGUGGCGCCAUGGAUGGUUGGUUGGAACUGAUCAUAAAACUGGUGGAGACGGUGAAUGAAGCAGCAGGCAGCGAAGAGGAAACUGAGGCGUUGCUUUUGUGAUCAAUCCGUCGUAGCCAUUGUAAAGAAAGACCCUGAUUUGAUUCAGUCGUAAAGAAAGACAUCGUGUGAUCAAACGAAAAAUUCACCAGAUCCGGAAGCGGCGGCUGGAGAUCUCAGCAUGUCUUUGAUAUUCUCACUGAAGCAGCUGGCUUCUUCAGUCACAUUUACAUUAUUCAGCCAUAUCUGUUUGGAGUAGUUAAGGUGGUUUGAGUUGAUGACUAUCUGUUGGAUAUCCAUGUGUGUUCGUGUUCAUAUUUAUGAUUAUGGACUUCAUUCAGGGCACCACAGUUAAAAGCUAAACUUGGGUUAAUGUUAUUCCUUUUUUGUUAAAUCAUUUCACAUGUCAAAAUUACGAAUAAUGUUAAGAGUUAUGAGUUAUUAGUCAUGCGACUUCUCUUUAUUAGAGGAGACAAGAGAUCAUGUAUUAUUGUUUCAUCUGAUUAAUAUUUUUAAUGAGGUUGCGUCA